Molecule: messenger RNA, 2851 nt
Organism: Colletotrichum acutatum
Lineage: Eukaryota; Fungi; Ascomycota; Sordariomycetes; Glomerellales; Glomerellaceae
Exons: 2
Coding region: 1-2466 (821 amino acids)
Source: RefSeq, a predicted model, not a curated record
AUGACGCGUAACACCCGCAGCUCUACCAUCUGCGAGUGGGCACUUGGAGUCAGCGUCGAGGAAUACUGCAACUCUAUUGAGCGGCGCAGACGCAAGAAGUCCAGCAGCAGACAACGAAUCUGCGUCGAGAUUUCCACUGACGACGAAUCCGAGGAGGAUACUGUCAAAAUCACGUACCCGCGCGCCGAUCGCAGAAAGGACUCUCCGGGCUCCGGCUCCAAGAAGGUCCGUUUUGAGAAGGCCUCAAAGAAGCCUGCGCUUCAGGCUGUAGACGCAGAAGCUGAGUCCAAAGGUGAUACCGAGAUCCAGGGUGACAAAAAUAAAUCGGAUAAGGCAGAUGACACAUCGGCAUCUGAGUCGGAAGCUAAGGCGAAGAAGAAGAGAGGUGUCAAGGCCGCCAAGAAGAAGGUAGUGGAUUCUUCGUCCGAAAGUGAGACUGAUGAGACUGAGGAUGACACGCCGGCACCUUCUAAGAAGAAGACACAAGAAAAGACGAAGGACAGUGUCAAAAAGUCAUCCAAGACCAAGGGCAGCGCUACUCCAGCCGAUGCUGAGCCCAACAACGUCGGCCCUACUGUCAAAAAAGUCCGAAAGAAUGGAGGAGCGAAGACGAACGAGACCAAGAAGGUCGACAAGCCUCAGAAAGUAAUGCCCGAGGCGGCGUUGUCUCCUCACCUGCGCCGACCCAAUCUCAUUAUGCCCAUUCGCGCGGAGGUCGUCCAAGUUGAGCACACCAUUGAGGGCGUCGAAGAUCCUCGACCCAAUGCUUUCCACGACCCUCAGAACGGUGUUGUCCGAGUCUAUCAUGGACCAGCUUACGGUAAUCCUUACGGCUUGCUCUAUCCUUCUCGCGACCCAAACAAUGCUCCUUUGCCGAUGGGCGUCCCCCAUCCCCUACAGAACCCCUAUUUCUACGGUUUCGCCAACCCCUCAAACCCCGGAGAUAACCACUUCAAGGGCCAGUCUCCCUGGAGCUCUAUGCCUGUCACUUGUAUGCCUGGAGGGCCUCCAGUCAUGGCAGCAGUCGACCCGAUGCAGAUGGGAAUGCAGAUGCCGCCGUGGUGGGGUCCCAUGUCUCCUAAAGCUCUUUCUCCAAAGGGAUCUCCAAAGCCUGUUAUGUCGGGGGCUAUUCCAGGAGACGCGGCAUCGACGACAGGUACCAAGAAUCAGGAACAAGGAUGGGAUACCAACGUUGGUCCUCAACAAACCAAGGCUACUUCGCCUCUGACAAAGGUAGCGAGUCCCAAUAACGUGGUUCCUGCUUCUCCCAUCAACAUCAAUUUGACGGUGAAUCCAAAUACACCAUGGGCUGCAUUUGCUAGCGACCUCAGCAAAAAGUCUACUCCGAACAAGAAUGGAUCGCAAAAUGGGAGCAAAAAUUCUUGGGGAUCGAAGAAGAGCACAGACUGGCAGCCCCUGGCCAGCGGCCAGCAUCCUGAUCUUGCUUGGGGCAACACUGCCACGAAGAGCCAGGGAAGUAACAAUUGGAGCAACAAGGGGAGUAACAAGGGAAGCAAUUCGGGCUGGACGAAAAUUGGGGAUGCGAACAAUGAUUCUUGGGGAGCGACUGGAGGCAGUGGAAGCAACAGUGGGUGGAACACCACGAAUACCGCCCAGGCCAAUGAUGCUUGGGGAACAUCCGGCAAUACUCAGAGCAACGACGCCCAGACAACUUCUGGUGGCGAUGGUUGGACGGCGACGAAUGGUACCACUUGGGACAAUACCGACAAUACGGACAAGGAUGGAUGGGGAACCUCCAAUGACCAGUCAGCCGAUCCCUGGGCUAACUCUAGAGGCGACUACAGCAACAACUGGGGAACUGGAUCGAACCAUUCCAACUCGAAGAAGUCAAACAAGAGCCAAAAUGACAAUGGAAGCAAUGGAGGUACCAGCGGUCAAGCCAAGGCUGCUACGGACUGGGAUGGCCAGGGAAACAAUGUUGGCUACUCAGAAUCGGAACGUAAAGUGUCAAACAACUCGAACAAGUCUAGCAAGUCGAAGAAGACUUCACCUCCGCCACCCUCAACCAAUGCUGGCUGGGACAACAACGCUGGGCCUUCGACCAACAGUCCCGUCGGUAACUCAUCCGGCAAGGGCAACGGAAAUAAGAAGAGCUCAAAGCAUGCGUCCAAGGGCGAUACGUGGGCGACUGCUAGCAACUCGGCCUGGACAACAUACAACAACGCUGGCCCAACGACCAACAAUAGCCCGCGCAAUUCCCAAUCGUCGAAGAAGAGCUCGGCAAGCAAGAGGGAAAAGACUGAUCAAUGGGUUUCGGCUGGCGGUGGCGCCGGGUGGGGCCCCGAGACCACGAGCGGCGAAGUCAACUAUGGCCCCACGGCGACUGAGAUGAGCAAGACUUCAAGCAGCAGCAAGAGUAUGCCAGGCGCUUGGGAUACCAACGUCCCUCCUUGGGGAGACCCGACUUUGGCGCAGUCGACAAGCGGUGCGGCAGACCAAUGGUAGAGGUGGCUUUGGCGAAGCCGAGUUCAGAGGGAGCUCUUGCAUGAUAUCGCAGCAAGAGAAGCGAAAAGGCAGUCGGCUGGCGGAGGUAUUUGACAGCAGCUGGUAGAUUUUCUUGGAACCGAGAGAUCUCGGCGUUCAGCAUCUUUUGGGGCAUUUCCCCCAGCAAGGAGAUUGUGGACUUUGGCGAAUGCAUUAUUUGGCGAUGACUUGGGAGGGUGGAGGGGGUUUGCGUGUUGAAGAGACACUGAGUCUUACGAGUCUAGAUUGUUUUACCCGCAUGGGAGGCGCGCGGGACGUUGCAGCUUUCACCUGAGUUCUACACCAGCUGGAUGAGAAACAGCUUGGCACCAGAAUUUGACACAGACAGAUCAAGAAACAUUGAAAC